This is a messenger RNA of Lucilia sericata (common green bottle fly), 2381 nucleotides long. RefSeq names its product leucine-rich repeat-containing protein 20 (gene Sclp). NCBI's taxonomy places the organism in Eukaryota, Metazoa, Arthropoda, Insecta, Diptera, Calliphoridae. Gene Ontology annotation, cellular component: extracellular matrix. Gene Ontology annotation, molecular function: protein binding. The transcript is spliced from 4 exons. The record is from RefSeq and is a predicted model, not a curated record. Bases 314 to 1060 code for a protein of 248 amino acids.
AAAGCUUUUGAAACAUUUGAAAAACGGAAGACUUACCAGACGGUUUGUAACUGAAAAUUAAAGAAAAUUUAUAAUUAAUAAAAAAAAGAAAUUAAUUAAUGAUAAAUUUACAAACAAGUUAAAAAGAGAAUAUAGAUAAUAUAAAAAAGAUUUUACUAUAUAUUUUUUUUAAUAAAAAAAAGUGUUAUAGGAAGAUAUUGGAAACUAUAAAAAAAGUGUUUUUAAAAUUAAAGAAAAAAACAUAAAAAAAAAUAAUUAAGAAAAAAAACUAUUAACUUCAAAACAAACUUAAGCAAAAAACAAAUCAAACAAAAUGCGUCCAUUCGGUAACGAUAUUACAAAUAUUGCCAAUAAUGGCAACAACAAUAAUAAUAACAAUAACAACAAUAAUAACAACAACAACAAUAAUAAUGGCAAUAAUAAUAACAACAGCAGCGGCAUUAACACAAAUCAACCAUAUGAAGAUGAUCCUCGAGUACCGCCUCAUAUUGCCAGAAUUGGUGGAAUUGUUACAUUUUCACCUGUAGCUGGUCGUGGUGUUAUUCGAGUAGUGGGUCGCUGUGAGGAUGCCAAAGAGAACAGCAUGUUGGAUUUAUCAGAAUGUGAAUUAAUGCAAAUUCCCGAUGCUGUUUAUCAUUUAAUGCGCAAUACAGAAUUGAAAACCUGUGAUCUCAGUGGUAAUGUCAUCAAAAAGAUCUCCCCUAAAUUUGCCAUGAAAUUCAGUUUGAUAACAGAUUUAAAUCUAUCACACAAUCAAAUGACCAAAUUGCCUGAUGAAUUGGCAGAUUUAAUGAAUUUAACUAAACUCAAUAUCUCACACAAUUCAUUUAUUGUAUUGCCACCAGUGGUUUUCAAAAUGCCCAAAUUGAAAGAACUAGAUGCCAGCCAUAAUGCCAUUAUAGAAAUCGAUUCAGAUGAUGUUAUAGCCAGUGAUAGUUUAGAAUUGGUAGAUUUACGUCACAAUCCCUUGGGUCGCACCUGUCAUCGUAGACUGAAAAACGCUAAAACGCCUUUCCGUCUUGAGAUUUCCGAACUCAAUGAGGAUGAUGAAGACUGGUAAAAUCUACUUUAACUAUAUUGUUAAAUUAUGUUUUAUUUGCAUAAUGAAUGAUAUUCAUUUGUGAACAAAUGUAGUGAAGCAGAAGAAAAAUAACGAAAACCUAUACAUAUCUCAAUAUUAAGGAGGCAUUAUAUCUCUAAAAUCUUAAUACUUUUUUCUAUUUAACGAAAACUUAGCUUAAGUUUAAGUUCUACAAAUUUAGUUAAUAAGUUUUAUGUUUAAGUUUUUUUUAACAACAAAAUACUUGCCUUUUGAAAAAGAAAAUUAAAAACUAAAAAACUUUACAAAAAAAACCCAUUUUCAAUAUUCUGAUCUUAGGGUCUUAACUAAAGUAAAAAUUCUGAGUUAAGUGCUAAAAGUAUACUAGGAACUGUAGUUAAUUGAAAAUGGGGGCUAAGAGUAAGCUGGGGGCAAAUUCUGGCAAAUUCGAUAACGAUCGAAACAAACCUCAAUAGAAUUUUAAAAAAUUUUAUAAGAAAUUUCGUUCGCUUUCGAAUACCAGAAUUUGGCCCCUGAGUAUAUCGUUUGAAAACCUUUAACUAUGUUUUAACAAAUUAACUCUAAGCAAAUUGUAUAUUAAAUGAUAGUUUAUUUUACUAACUUAGAAUUUUCGUUUUUGUACAGUUUACUAUUUAUGUAUGUACUUAAUUGUUUAAUUGAAAGAGAAACAAAAAUUGCAGUUAAAAGAUCUUUAAAAAAUCCGAACUACUAAUUUCAAAACUUUGCAAUGAAUAUGAUAAGUAGUUACUUAAUUUUCUAAAAUCUUUAAAUUGGCAUUUGUGUUUCUCUUUUAUUAAAUCAAUUCUUUUAGUUUAAGUAUUAACAAAAUGAUCCAAAGAUUUUUUUAAACCAACCCUCCCCUAAACAUAUAUAAACACUUUUUUACUCUUGAUGAUAGAAUUUUUUGUUUGUUUGCGAACUUUUUUAAGUCUGGUCUAGUGGCCUAGAGAAGAAAAUUUACAACUGUGAUUGUCAUUGAUUAGUUUAAUUUUGAUUUUAUUUUUUCUAUAUUUUUAAUUUAAUUGAGAACAGACUUUAGAUCCAUGUGUGCUAGACUAUUUUCUUUAACUAGUCCUUUAUUGUAAGUGUACAUUUUUUUUUUGUCCAAAUGGAUCUUUUAGUAUUCGUACUUACUGCCCUCAUUAUUGUAUAUUUUAUUUUUAAAACUUUAUCUCUUAUUGUUAUUAUCUUUAUGAUUUUUAUGUUAAAUUUGUUUUUAUUUUUAUAAUUUUUAUUAUUAUUUGGUUUUAUGAUUUUCCAUUGAAAGAAAUAAAAUGUUCUAUUUAUUAAACUCUUUCAUUUGAAAGGGCAUGACAAUCAA